This is a messenger RNA of Aplosporella prunicola CBS 121167, 1185 nucleotides long. RefSeq lists its product as uncharacterized. The coding region runs from base 30 to 917 and encodes 295 amino acids. NCBI's taxonomy places the organism in Eukaryota, Fungi, Ascomycota, Dothideomycetes, Botryosphaeriales, Aplosporellaceae. The record is from RefSeq and is a predicted model, not a curated record. The transcript has a single exon.
CAACCACAACUACAGCCACCACCACCAUCAUGCACCGGAAACUGCCAGUCUCCGUCGUCGUCUACAACCACCUCUUUCCUAACCCGCGGCCCGAGGACCCGUCAUCCUUCUCGGCACACCUGAGCAAGAACCUGGUGGGCGAGGUACGCAUCGAGACGGCAACCUUCUACGGCUCACUCGACAGCAUCGAGGCACGCUACCCGGGGCUGAACUACUCGCAUCCGCCUCACCGCAAGCGCCUGGGACGCUUCCCGCACCACGCCCGCCUGUUCCGCGCCUUCGACGAGCUGCGUCUGACCGAGGCUGAGAUUGCGUCGCUGUGCCGCUGGGAGGGCACGCUGUGGGCUCGUGAGCGGUACGAGCGCGACGAGGGCAUCCGCGUCCAGGACACGACUGCCAACGAGAUCGGGCCUUGGGUCGACACGAGGCGGCACCGCGUCGCGCGCGGCCGCAACGGCGACAGCAUCAACGUGAAAACGGACAUUGAGGUGGCCAUCGAGGACUGCGGCAGCGGCGGUGCUGCCCGUCGUCGCCACCAGCAGCAGCAACAGCACCACCACCUCCAACAACACCAACAGCAGCAGCAACAAACCUCCGCCGAUGCCGACAUGAUGGACGAUGACGAGGACAACCACCACAGCGAAGACGAGGCCGACGACACCGACGCCCGCCUCCAGAGCAUCGGCAUCCCCCUCAACCAGCGCCUUAUGGCCGCCGCCGCCCGCCGCGAGCACCAGCACCAACAACCGCACCCUAUGGACGCCGACUGGGAGAAGUACCUCGAGCGGGCACAGGAACGCGGCGAGAUCGGCCAUCAGAUCCAGUACUCGAUACCAGCGGCGACGGCGGGCAGCCUCGUGCCCACGAAUCCCCACGACCGCUCCAUGCCGCCCGCACCGCCCUCCGCCCCCGCAUAAACGACAAUAACAACAACAACAAUAAAAAAAAAAAAGUCCUUUUGAUCUUUCUGUUUCUGUGUUUCGCGGCGGGCGGGGCAGUCGCGCUUUGAAUCUUCCACUCAAGCAAGCUUGCAUGCACACUCACGGGGUUCGGCGUUAACAACUGCUUGCUCAUCAUCGUCAUCAACAACCACCUACCUACUCUACUCUCCGCAUCAACAACCACCUCCUCCAUCUCUCUGGCGCAAUACCCUAUAUUUUUCUCGCACACACACAUAACUGGGCU